AUGGGUCACCGUACUCUAGCCUCCACCCCAGCGCUCUGGGCCUCCAUUCCCUGUCCACGCUCUGAGCUGCGCCUGGACCUAGUUCUGGCUUCUGGACAGUCCUUUAGGUGGAGGGAGCAAUCCCCUGCGCACUGGAGUGGCGUGCUGGCGGACCAAGUAUGGACACUGACUCAGACGGAGGAGAAGCUCUACUGCACCGUAUACCGAGGGGAGGACAGCCAGGACGGCAAGCCCACAUUAAAGGAGCUGCAAGCCGUGCGUCGUUACUUUCAGCUGGAUGUCAGCCUGGCUCAACUAUAUUACCGCUGGGCUUCUGUGGACCCCCACUUCCAAGAGGUGGCCCAGAAAUUCCAAGGUGUGCGGCUUCUGCAGCAGGACCCCAUCGAGUGUCUUUUCUCCUUCAUCUGUUCUUCCAACAACAACAUCCCCCGCAUCACUGGCAUGGUGGAGCGACUCUGUCAGGCCCUCGGACCUCAACUCAUCCAACUCAACGAUGUCACCUACUACAGCUUCCCCAGCCUGCAGGCCCUAGCUGGGCCCAAGGUGGAGACUCACCUCCGGAAGCUUGGCCUGGGCUACCGUGCCCGCUACGUGAGCGCCAGUGCCCAAGCCAUCCUGGAAGAGCACGGCGGACUGCCUUGGCUACAGCAACUGUGUAAGGCCCCCUACGAGGAUGCUCACAAGGCCCUCUGCACCCUGCCUGGAGUGGGCACCAAG
Chrysochloris asiatica (Cape golden mole) is the source of this 717-nucleotide messenger RNA. RefSeq names its product 8-oxoguanine DNA glycosylase (gene OGG1). The record is from RefSeq and is a predicted model, not a curated record. Gene Ontology annotation, biological process: nucleotide-excision repair; base-excision repair; base-excision repair, AP site formation. Gene Ontology annotation, molecular function: 8-oxo-7,8-dihydroguanine DNA N-glycosylase activity; damaged DNA binding. NCBI's taxonomy places the organism in Eukaryota, Metazoa, Chordata, Mammalia, Afrosoricida, Chrysochloridae. Gene Ontology annotation, cellular component: nucleus. The annotation marks the transcript as partial. The transcript has 4 exons.